UUUUUUUUUAUAUACUAUUAUUAUUCUUUUCUUUAUACAAAUAGAGUCAAUGGUGAAUAUAACGACUGGAAUUGCUAAUUUAGUAUGCAUUGGGUUUACUUUAAUUUAUAUUGCUGGUUUUUAUAUAUUUAAAACACCAGGGGAUCGUAAUGAUCCACCUGUGAUGAGAGCUCGCAUGAAGGCUGUCAUUAUUGCUUCUAUUAUAUCAGCCCUUAUUGUUAUGUUUCUCUUAAAGUUGACAGGAUCCAAAUAUAAUACUGCUCAAGUACUAGGAAUUGAUCAGCCCUCUCAUUUUAUAUAUAUUUUUAGUUAUCUACGACCACUUGUGCUAACUUGUGGAUUGUUUCUUGGACCUUUAAGUAUAAUGUACUUUGAUCAGGAACUUCCAUUUCAAAAACAUUUCAAUUUCAAAAGAGAUGUCGCGAUGAAUAUUAUGAGCUUAUUAGGACAACGUAAUUAUAUAGUGGCUCCGUUAACAGAAGAGUUUGUUUUUAGAGCUUGUAUCAUUUCUGUACUAAAGCAAGCAGCUUAUUCUCGUACCUAUUUAAUAUUUGUCUCUCCAUUUUAUUUCGGUAUAGCACAUCUUCACCAUGCUUGGGAUAAAUAUCAAAAGUUAGGUAAAACGAGAUAUGCAUUUAAAAUGGCGAUGUUAUCUUCAUUGUUUCAAUUUGCAUAUACAACACUAUUUGGAUGGUAUGCAAGCUAUUUAUUUCUAAGGAUGGGUAAAUUAUGGCCACCAGUAUUAUGUCAUUCGUUUUGUAAUAUAAUGGGAUUUCCAGACUUUAAUGGGAUUUCUCAUAGACCGACUUAUGAAAAGACAAUUAUCUAUUGCUGUUUUCCAAUUGGUAUCUUAUUCUUUGUAUACAAUAUCGACUAUCUUACACUUCCAUCUUCUGUAGGUGGAUCGAUCUAUUGGAAAUAAAUAAUAUAUCAUUUCUUGUCAUUUGGCUUUUUAUCAUGAUCCAUAGCAUUUUCAAUCAAUCUUUUUGUACUCUCUUUCACCAAGUAAAAGGCAUCUCCUUUUUGCAUACUUGACCAUAAUUUAGAGAAAAAGGCUUGUUGACUGCCAUCCUUCCAAGAACUAAUAUAUCUUUGUGUAAAAUGCUGUAAUGGAGUAAAUGUCCUCUGAAUAGCUUUGGAGA
This is a messenger RNA of Cokeromyces recurvatus, 1142 nucleotides long. Its product is annotated as CAAX protease self-immunity-domain-containing protein. The coding region runs from base 50 to 922 and encodes 290 amino acids. NCBI's taxonomy places the organism in Eukaryota, Fungi, Mucoromycota, Mucoromycetes, Mucorales, Mucoraceae. The record is from RefSeq and is a predicted model, not a curated record. Gene Ontology annotation, cellular component: endoplasmic reticulum membrane. The transcript has 4 exons. Gene Ontology annotation, biological process: CAAX-box protein processing. Gene Ontology annotation, molecular function: metalloendopeptidase activity.